GAAAACUCUCCUCUUUUUUUUUUUUGCCCCCCACCCCAUUUUUCAAGCAAAAGCAGCAUGGAGUUUCUGAGCCACAGUCAGACCCAGAGGAGGGGCUUUGUCGGAUGAGAAGGGGGAGAGAGUGGGAGAAAAAAGCCCGAGGAAGGUAAAGGGGGCACUUUGCCGCCGAGCUGCCUGGUACGGGAGCAACCUGAGCUAGUGAGAAUGCCACCGCCGCGUCGUUGUGAGGAACUGGCACAACCUGACCUCCAUGCGAAAACUGCUCUUGGCUGGGAACUGUGGGAGUUCAACUGAGCCGUUGGAAUACAUUGUCUCCAUCUGGGCGCACUAUCCCAUCGGCGGCGUUAACAAGGAAAGAAUUCCUCUAUCGCAGCUCCCACAACAAAGAAGAAAGGGAGAGGAGCAGGGCUGGUGGGAGGAGAAGUGAAGUGAGGGGAGGGGAGGGGAAGGGUGCACUGUGAGGGGAGAGGAGGACAUUGUUUGCCUGUGACUGUGGGCAACGGAAAAGCAUGAGUUAUCAGGGCAUGUGUGAGUGUGUUUAGAAAGUGUGUUUGUAUGCGAGCAUGUGUGAAUGAGUGGACUUGAUUGAGUGUGCGCUGGAGGUAGCAUGCAUGUUUGUGUUAGGAGGCUUCAGUUUGGGAUGUUGGAGUUGGGAGGCCGUUCAAAGGAUGCUCAAACAAAGCUGGGAUUUUUUUUCUCUCUCCCUCUCUCCCCUUUUUGAAUGGUGAUUAAGGACUAGCCGGAUUCCUUUACUCAUGCUGUUCUGCUCAACUCUCCUUCAGGGUAGCCGAGGGAUCUUCUGCAUGCAUGGCCCAGGGGCCUUACCUCACCUAUUACCUCUCUAGCCUUUGGGCUGAAGGAUUAUGGGCAACCUCAUCAGUAGGCCCAGCUGCCUGGGCCAGAAGUCCAAGCAUGUGAGAUCGGACGAAGACUUCCUGAAGGAGUGUUACCAAAGGCCAAGAGAGUGGCAACCUCCGGAGCAACAUGGGGAGGCCAAAAGAGAUGAGGUUCUCAAAGAUAAAGAAAGAGAGGACACAAGCAAGGAAAAGGAGGUGGAGAAAGACAAGGAGUCACAGAAAAUCGAUGAUAGGAGGGAGAAUGGCGCUCAUACUCCUAUUUCGGAUAAACCCCUCCAAAGCUCUCCUGCCUCAACAAUCAGGAGUACAAGUACUCUGGAAAAUGCCUGGCACAGUAGUCCUUCUCCAAUAAAAACAUCCCGAAAUGGGACACUUACAAGGAGGACAGUUCCCCCGGAGUUUGCCAGGUCCCCCCUGGCUCACCCAGAGAAGAGCGCUGCAGAGAGGAGAGCCAGCUUUCAGAGGAGGGACUCUAGAGAAGGAAGUCCCUGGUCCUGGAAGACCAUGGCAUCACGUGAGGUCACUGAAGUGACGGAGGUGACAGAGACAAUUGUAACAGAAAUUGUGGAAGUGACAGAGUAUCCGACAGGAGAAAAAGGAGGGAACCCCAUAGUCACCAGAACUGUUAGAGUCCUGAAUGGCGUUGCAGAGGAACUCGCUGAGCUUCAAAGUGAUGGACAUUCGAGCUCAGACCAAGAUUCUAGUGUGGAUAGAUGGAGGGGAACAAGAUCUGCCUUGGCACUCAAGGAUGCGUCAACAGAUUCUGAAUCAUUUCUCCAAAACCUGGAGGCUUUGCUCACAUGGGUCAGUGAGAUAGAGGAGCUCACAGCCAAUCAGAAACCCCCGUCCUCGGAGGUGAAAGUGGUGAAAGCGCAGCUCCAAGAGCAAAAGCUUUUGCUGCGCCUCCUGACAGACCGAAGGCGUAGCAUGGACUCUAUGAUGUUGGAGGGCCCUCGGCUUGUGGAGGCCCACCCAGGAGAGGAGGGGGAGCAGGCAAAGGUCAAGCUCUCCGCUCUCAAACAGAAGUGGGAGGCCUUGCAGCUGGAGGCAGAGCAAAGGAGGACGAGUUUGGAGCUCGUGCUGCCCAUGGCCAAGCUCUUCCAGGAAGGGGUAGACAGCUUGCAGCAGUGGCUAAUAUCUGUGGAGCAAACCCUAGCUGAACUGCGCAAUGCAGAGAGAGUGAUGCUACAUCUCCCAGAGGCAACAGAUCGGGCCAAGGCUGUUGUUGAAGAGAUUCAGAUAAAAACUGCUGGACUGGCAGAAAUGCAGAAGUCAGGGCACAAUCUAAUGGAAGCAAUUUCAGAGGAGGAGGCCCAACAGGUACAGGAGAAGAUGGAUGCUCUGCGAAUCCGCUGCUCCGUGCUGAGUCUAAGCAGUCUGGAUGUGCUGCAGAGGCUGGAGCAGGCCCUAGAGGCCUCCAGUCGUUGCACCUCUAGCCAGGAAGACCUCCACCUGUGGCUGGGCCGCAUCGAGAGGGAGCUCUUGGGGGCAGCAGGAGCACAGACCCAUGCUGGAGAUGCUGUACUAUGUGCAGCUGAGAGACAGAGGCUGGAACAGGCGGUGGUAAAGGAGAUGGCUUGGUUCAAAGACACAGCGCUCAGUCUUGAAAAGCUGAAAACUAUUACUCUGGAUCCAGAGCCGAUAGCAGAACAACUCUAUGAGCAGAAGAUUUUAGCAGUGGAGAUUCUUCAACACAGAUUCAACAUCGAGAAGAUGGUGAAGAUUGCUGAAAUCCUGAUGACGUACAGCGAAGACGGAGACAGCGGGGAUCUUCGGACCCCAAUAGAGGCCUUACAGGAACAAUGCAACACCACCUCAGCCACGAAUUCCCACGUGGUCCUGCAGCUUGAGCAUGCUCAGUCGCUUCUUCUCCAGUUCUCAGAGGGAAUGGCUGAGGUUUCACCUUGGCUCGAAGAAACUCAAACCCUCAUUGGCCAGCUCUCCUUGAGCACAAUUAGCUAUGAAGCAUUUAGGGAACAGCAGGACCUCUUACAGGGUCUGAGGGAGUCUAUAGCGGAACACAAACCUUUGAUUGCACGUGUGUGCUCUUUGGCCAAACGCUUGUCAGAACUUAACCCCAGUCAGGGGGACGAGUUUUGUCGCAAGGCAGCAGAGGCCGAGGAGCAGCAUAGAGCCAUCAGGGAGCGGGUCAAAGAGACAGCAAUUCUACUCGAGGAAUCCUUGCCUCGGUUCACUCAGUUAAAUGAGAGGAUGACUCUUAUCAGAGAAAGUCUGGACCGCCUGCGCAGUCGUGUUCAGUCGCCCACCUCACUUCAGGGUCUCACCCCAAGGAUCCAGGAGCAGCUGCAGGACAACAAGCAAACACUGGCUGAGCUGUCCAAGCUAGAGCUGGGCCUCAGCACUGUCAGAACACAGGCAGAUGAACUGCUGGCUAACACUCAGGCAGCUGGCGAUGGCUCCAUCGGCACAGCUAUCCAAGAGCGAGUGUCCAACUUGUCCCGGCUGUGGGAUGAGACACACAAUCAGUCCCAGGAGAGGGAAAGCUGGUUGCUGAAGCUCUUGGAUCUCGCCAUGAAGUUCUGGAGUGAUGUCAGCGAUGUCACGACUGCUCUCAGUGACGCUCAGCAGGCCGUUCUGGAUCUCAACGCUAGUCGGACAGACUCUGAAACAAUCCGUCAGAGCCUCGAAUCCAUGCAGACUCUCAGGGAGGAUAUAGAUAGUUUGCAGGGAGACCUGGACACCCUUGGCGUCGUGGGAAUGGACCUGAUGUCAGCAUGUGGGGAUACUGACAAACCAGAUGUCACAAGGAGCCUCGAUGAACUCUAUUGUACAUGGAACAACUUGAGCAAACUAUGGAACGACAGCCACAAAAAGCUGGAGGAGUCCUUGCAGAUGGCACUGCAUUAUCAAGACACCAUGCAGGGUCUGUUUGAGUGGUUGAAGUCAGCUGAGUUGAGGUCCACAGAGGAAUUCAUGGUGGGAACGGACCUGGAAUCUGUCAAAGAGCAGCUAUGUGACCUCAAGGAAUUUAAGCGGGAGCUUUACCAGAAGAAGAUCGAGAUAGAAAGCAUGAACCAUCGCUUUGUGUGCCGACUGUCUCCAGGCUCAGAGCGUCCAGGCUCCGUCUCACCGCUGUGUGACUUCAGACAGCGUUGGGACAGCCUGGAGUCAGAGACUGUCAGCAGACAGCAUCAGCUGGAGUGUGCUCUCUUGGGUCUGGGCCAGUUUCAAAAUACGUUGGAUGAGCUGCACACAUGGCUCUCCCGGACUGCCGAGCAGCUGCAGGGCGGUCAGCCAAUCAGCAUUGACCUGCAGGCCUGUGAAAUAGAGCUGGCCAAACACAAGGUGCUGCGGAAUGACGUCAUGUCCCACGUUCGCACGGUGGAGUCGCUCAACAAGGCAGGCAGGGGUCUGCUGGAGGUCGGGUCUGGAGACAGCCCACACGGUCUGCAGUCUCGGCUGGAUGACCUCAAUGAAAGCUGGGAGUUCGUCCGUUGUGAGACUGAACGCAGGCAGCUGGAAUUAGAAAACAGACUGAGUCAGGUGCAAGAUGUUACAAUGGAGAUUCAGGAUCUUCUACAGUGGCUUGAGAGCACAGACCUGAGACUGUCCUCCUCCAAAACCACGUGGGGCAUGCCAGACUCUGCAAGUGAAAGACUCAGUGCACACAUGGAGUUGUGCAACGAGAUGGAGUCAAAGCUCCACACCUACACGGACGUGAAGAACGCCAUCCACAGGAUGCUGGAGAGCAGCGACGUCGUCCGGGGAUCGAGCACCGAACACAGCUUAUGCAUUCUCGAACAGAAAUGGGCGUCCGUUUACAGCAAAGUCCAGGAGCGGAAGGCAAAACUUACAGAGGGACUGAGUCUGGCCAAAGAGUUUCACAGCAGUGUCCAAGAACUUCUCACUAAGAUGAGCAAAUGUGAGGAAUCUAUUGGGCUUCUUCCUGCCCCCAGCUUUGUUCUGGAGACAGUUUGUACUCAACUGCAAGAUCACAGAACACUAGUGAAUGAGGUGAACAGCUACGGUGAGAAAAAACACACAGUGGAGAGCGCAGGCUGCAGGCUGACAGAGCUGAGCAGGAAGGAGGACUGCGACGUCGUUCAUAAUCUAAUCAUGACCGUCCAGGAUCGAUACAAAAAGCUACAGCAGCGCGCUUCAGAAAGAGGCAGGACUCUGGAGGAAGUUAAAAAGAACGCCAAACAGUUUAACGAAUCUUGGCGCCUCCUAGUGGAGUGGAUGACAGAGGCGGAACAGACUCUGGACACGCAUAAAGAGAUAGCGGUGACCCAUGAGGAGAUUAAACAACAGCUGACCGAACAGAAGGAGUUCCAGAAACUGCUGAGGUCGAAGAGGCCUAUGUACGAGGCCACGCUGAAAAGUGGCCGCAGCCUCCACGAAAGAGCUCAAACCGGCCACGACAGGCAGCACGUGGAGAACCUGCUGGCUGAACUCAAGGACACAUGGGACACCAUUAGUGGCAAGUCUAUGGAGAGACAACAUAAGCUGGAGGAAGCGUUGCUGUUCUCGGGAAGAUUCACGGACGCUCUGCAGGCGCUGAACGACUGGCUGUAUAGAGCAGAGCCCCAGCUAGCCGAGGAUGUUCCUGUCGGCGGAGACAAAGACAUCGUCAACAAUCUCAUAGACAAACACAAGGCCUUCCAGAAGGAGCUGGGUAAGCGAGCUGGAUGCAUUAGGACCCUAAAGCGAUCUGUGAGGGAUCUGACCAGGAGCAGCACGGCCGACGCUCACUGGCUGCAGCAGCAGAUGGACGAGCUGGAGGGUCGCUGGGAGGCUGUGUGCAAGCUCUCGGUCAGAAAGCAGGACAGGCUGGAGGCUGCACUUCAGCAGGCUGAGAAGUUCGAUGGCCUUGUUCACGCUUUCAUGGGGCGGCUCACCGAGGCAGAGAGGAUACUAAAAUACGGGGUCAUACCCGAGGAGGAGGAAGGCUUGCUUACCUUCCGCAAACAACACGAGGAGUCACUGGGUGCAUUGCAGGCUCAGGCAGUGGAUUUAGAGACCAUCCAGUGUCUGGGUGAGGAGCUCCUGGCCUCCUGUCACCCAGACUCCAUAAUCACCCUCAAGUCUUGGAUCAGUGUCACUAAGACCCGCUAUGAAGAGGUUCAGACCUGGGCCCAUCAGCAGGGCCAGAAGAUCCAGGCCAGCUUGUCAGCGCUGGAGGCAGAGAGAGAGGAGGUCCAGAGAUUACUGGACUGGAUCUCCUCAGCAGAGGAAUCCCUCAGCCUCAGAGAUCAAGAGCCUCUGCCUGACACCUCGGAGCAGAACCAAGAACUAAUCGAGCAGCACACAGUGUUCAUGGAGGAGUUGAAUAAAAAGUUCCCAGAAGUCGAACAUGCCACCAAAUCCUGCAAACAAAAGAGGGUUUCUAAACUGCAAGUUUCCCCCAGCAAACGCCCGCUCGCAAAGAGGAGGAGCGCUCUGAAGCUGCAGCCCGCUGUACCAGUGCCCCUGGAUCACCUCGAGCCCCAGACCCCACAGCUCAGUCAGCUGGUCAGUCAGUGGCAGAAACUUUGGCUCCUGGCAGCGGCGAGGCAAACCCGCCUGGAACAACACCUGCAAAUGCUCAAAGAGAUGGAAGAAUUUGCAAACUUCGACUUUAAUAUUUGGCGGAAGCGUUACAUCCAGUGGAUCAGUCACUUGAAGUCUCGGAUCUUGGACGUGUUUCGCACCAUUGACAGGGACCAGGAUGGACGCAUCAGCCAGAAGGAGUUCAUUGAUUAUGUCCUCGCCUCUAAAUUCCCAACCAACUCCCUGGAGAUGAACGCAGUGGCGAGCAUAUUCGACAUGAACAGCGACGGCUUCAUUGACUACUAUGAGUUUGUGAGCGCGCUCCAUCCUAGCAGAGACCCCUACAGAAAAACCCUGGAUGCAGAUCAGAUCAAUGAAGAGGUGAGUCGCCAGGUGUCCCAGUGCAACUGCCCCAAGAGAUUCCAAGUGGAGCAAAUAAGUGCCAACAGAUACAGGUUUGGAGAUUCCCAACAGUUGCGGAUGGUUCGAAUCCUGCGCAGCACGUUGAUGGUCAGAGUCGGGGGAGGCUGGACUGCUCUCGACGAGUUCCUGGUCAAGAACGACCCCUGCAGAGUCAAAGGUCGGACCAAUCUGAAGAUCAAGGAGAAGUACUUGUCCCCGGCGGGAAGCACUUCUAAGGGUCUGACUGUCAGCAGGUCCAACUCAAGCCUCAGUCUCUACAGCAGUGCCUCGGCCCCCACCAGCCCCAUGACACGCAAGGCAUUGCUGCGCAGAAGUUUCUCAGGGGACCGCUGCAUCCGUCCUAGGAGUUCCAUAGCUGCUUUGGGCUCCGAUCUACAGUUUGCCACAGCAGGAGAGGACAACUCCCCCUCCCCGUCAGACGAAGCGGAGAAGUUGCCCACAUGAUCACUCCCCCCCACCUCCGAGCACCACGCGUCGCGUAUGCUGCACCGAUCGACCCAGACACAACCUCGGGGUCCGCGAAGCGGAGCAAACGUGCAAAGCGAUAGAGGGUUCUGAAAAACAAUGCAGUAUGUCACAUCUGAUCAGCAGAAGGGGAAAAAAAGGGGCGGGAGAGGUCACCAGCAGCUGGAUGCUGGAGGGUCCGCAAAAGAUGAUGUCUCAAUGUGGACAAGAGAGGGGGCAGUCCAGACUCAAGACAGAGGCGUCUCUUGUCCCCUCUUACAAUUACACACAUUAGUAUCUGAUUGCGUAGAGAGUAGGCAGUUCUGCAUGGACACUUACUGCAUGGUAGCCAGAGCUUUGCUGAUAUAAGAGUUUUUUUUGCCAAGCUUGCUUUUGCGGUUGCAAAGAUGAGGUAAAUGAGACGGUACCAGAACCAAACAGUGAUACUCGCAGGUAUCGCUAAUAGGCUUACCAGGUUUAAAAGUGACAUACAGCUAGAACACACUUACAGGCGGCCGUACAGUUGUACUGUCUGACUCUUCCCACCAAGCAUCCAAAAAAAAGAACACACAUAAACCAAAUCCAGAAGACGAUAUUGUUGGCAGGGCCACACUGUUUGUUUUUUCUUUUUUCGUCUUGUACCUUUAUCUACACCAUGUCUUCAGAUAAUUUUGUACUUUCUUAUUCUUUAUCGUGAGGAUGUUUGAAACACCGGAGACCGUGUAAUGAAUGAUGCACUGGAGUGAGACGGGCCAUUGUUGAUUUGUAGAGAUUAUUUUCUCAGGACUGGUUUCGCCUUUGGACGUACGUGUUUCCAUGGAACGUUACUGUGAAGGUGUAGAUGUUGUGUUGUUUUCCCCUAAUAACACUGGAAUUUGUAGCAAAGCUUUCUGUAGCACGUUCUUUUCAUAAAUAUGCACUUUUGCGUGUCCGACCACUGUAGAUAUGUGAUUUGGCGAAGCGUGGGGAAAGAGCGGCAGUUGCCAUGAGCGAGAGAAUUAACUUUGAAAAAUCGAGCGGAAACGAUUUUGGUUUGUGUUUUGAUAAAAGUGAAGAAUUUAAAGUGUUUUAUGCGAAUGCACUGGAGGUGAUACUGCAGGGUUGAACAGAGUAGUUCUUUCAGUUGAAUCUGUCUUUUUUUUUUUAACAAAAGCAGUUUUCCGAAUUUGAUGUUUAAGUGCUCUGAUUUCCAGUCACUUAAUAAGUAUGUAGAUUGCUCCACUCUUAAUGGUCAAACAAAUACGUACUGUUCAAGCAAAAAAAAAAAAAAAAAUUUCUUGACAAGGAAACAGCUGCAGCUUCACCCUCUACGCAGGCUGUUCCGUGUUGCACUGUGCCUGGCUUUUCCUGGUUUCCUUAUAGACCAAUUAAUACGUAUUGAUACGUUAUCAACAGUAACUGCUAUAUUUGUAAGUGUCCCUUUGUACUAGCUCUACCUGAGGUAAAAGACAGUAGCGUAUGUAAUCACAUUUGGUCUAUGCAGUUGUCAAGGGGAUUUUUUUAAAGUCAAAAAAUGUUUUUACGUGACCUUUUCCUCUUUGCCUCACAUUUGGACAAGCUUGAUAAUUUACUGUACUGUAAAAAAGAAAAGAGAAAAAAAAAGAAAAAACAGCCAGAUUUCACCUCUAUUGCUAUGCACCCUGAUCUUUCUAUACUGUAAAUGUUUCUAUACCCAGCACUCAUUCUGUCGUCUGAUUUAGGGAAAAACUGUAGAUGAAUGUCACUAAUAAUUUUACAUCCACUUGUAUAAAAAUAAAUCUUUUUGUAAUAAAA
Mugil cephalus (flathead mullet) is the source of this 8987-nucleotide messenger RNA. RefSeq names its product microtubule actin crosslinking factor 1b (gene macf1b). NCBI's taxonomy places the organism in Eukaryota, Metazoa, Chordata, Actinopteri, Mugiliformes, Mugilidae. Bases 864 to 7214 code for a protein of 2116 amino acids. Gene Ontology annotation, molecular function: microtubule binding; calcium ion binding; structural molecule activity. The transcript is spliced from 40 exons. The record is from RefSeq and is a predicted model, not a curated record. Gene Ontology annotation, biological process: cytoplasmic microtubule organization; wound healing; intermediate filament cytoskeleton organization. Gene Ontology annotation, cellular component: membrane; hemidesmosome; focal adhesion.